AUGACUGCGGCUGCGACAAAGCUCCCAGUGGGAGAAUUGGCGGGCGAAGAGGCUGUUCAAGAGUCGCGCGUGUUGAUCAUCAUGACGGGCGGCACAAUUUGUAUGCAACAGUCCCCGUCCGGCUUCGUGCCCGCCAGAGGCUUCCAGGAGAAGUGUAUGGCCCGCGUGCCCUGCUUCAACGAUGGCUCUCUCCACACGGCCAUGGACGUGGUGACCAAGCCCACGGGCGAUGUCACCGCGCAUCCCAGUCUGCGGACCCCGAUCACCACCUACGGCCGCCAGGUGCGGUAUACCGUUUACGAGUUCGAAGAGCUGCUGGACAGCAGCUCCAUUGAUGCCAAGGGUUGGGCGGAAAUUGCGCAGACCGUCUAUCAAAACUACACGCUCUUCGAUGGCUUCGUGAUCCUCCACGGCACUGACAGUCUCGCGUAUACUUGCUCGGCGCUGAGCUUCAUGCUGCAGAACCUUGGCAAGCCCGUCGUGCUCACGGGAUCGCAGGCGCCGAUGCUCGAGCUCCAAAACGACGCCACGGAUAACCUGCUCGGAUCGCUCGUUGUGGCGGGACACUUUAUGAUUCCCGAGGUGUGCCUGUACUUCAACAACAAGCUCUUCCGAGGGAAUCGCACGACCAAGGUGGCCGCGAGUGACUUUGCCGCUUUCAAUGCGCCCAAUUGUCCGCCGCUAGCCGUGACGACCUCGAUGCGCACGAAUGUCAAUUGGGAUAUGGUGCACCGACCCACCAGCCUGGAGCACUUCCGAAUCCAAACGAACCUCGACACAGCCCACGUCGCGUGCUUGCGCAUCUUCCCCGGUAUCAAGCCGGAGAUGGUGGAUGCCGUGCUUAGAUUGGAGGGGCUGCGUGGUCUCGUGCUCGAGACCUUUGGCGCAGGCAAUGCUCCGUCGGGACAGGAUAAUGCCAUGAUUAACGUGCUGGCUAGCGCCAUCCAGCGCGGCAUUGUGAUUGUCAACGUUACCCAAUGUCUGACGGGUAGUGUCAGCCCUGUCUAUGCCACCGGCAUGAGCCUAUCCCGGGCAGGCGUCAUCGCCGGACUGGAUAUGACGACGGAGGGCGCCUUGACGAAACUGGCGUACCUGCUGGCGCUCCCCGACUCGUCGCAGGAGACGGUGACCAAGAACAUGUCGAUAUCGCUCCGGGGCGAGCUCACCGAAUCCUCGCUCCCGGUCUUCCGUCAUCCAGACGGGCCCCUUCCCGAGCGGGUACAGACCCUCACCGCGAUGGGUUACGCCAUCGCCCACGGAGAUCUCGAACGGGUCAAGACGAUCAUGAAGACGGAGCACCACUGGCUCUUGAACGACGCCGAUUACUCCGGGAAUACGCCGAUUGUAAGUCUACUCCUAUUGUAUUAUCUGCCCUCUGGUCGUACCAUACCCAACUUUUGGGACAGGAAAUUCGGAUCGGACAUGCUAAUACGGCCAUUUUUUCAGCACGUCGCGGCGACGGCGCCGUGGGUAUCGAUCCUGCACUUCCUGCUGUCGCAGGGCGGAUCCGUACAUCUACGAAAUCGCAGUGGACGCACCCCGCUGUUCCUGGCCGCCAACGCCGGGCUGUCGGAGCAUGUGCUGCUUUUGCGCCAGUCGGGGGCGCACCUGCAUUCAGAUGAGCGGCCGGCGGCAGAGCUACUGGCCCGUCGACGACCGGGCAUCUGGGGUAUGGCGGGCAUUGAUCCCAGAGAGAACAGCCAGCGUGAGCUGGAUGAGGAGCUGGAGCUGGGCGGGCGGAGUCGGGCGAUGGCAGGGUCAGCGCCGUAG
This is a messenger RNA of Penicillium argentinense, 1770 nucleotides long. RefSeq names its product putative lysophospholipase. The transcript is spliced from 2 exons. Bases 1 to 1770 code for a protein of 589 amino acids. Lineage: Eukaryota; Fungi; Ascomycota; Eurotiomycetes; Eurotiales; Aspergillaceae. Gene Ontology annotation, molecular function: protein binding; asparaginase activity. The record is from RefSeq and is a predicted model, not a curated record.